This is a messenger RNA of Paramecium sonneborni, 460 nucleotides long. The record is from the annotation of a GenBank genome assembly. NCBI's taxonomy places the organism in Eukaryota, Ciliophora, Oligohymenophorea, Peniculida, Parameciidae.
AUGAAAUUUUGGAGAUAGAGAACUUGGAGUGGAGUUGUGUUAGAGAAGUUAUUUUUAUGCUUUCAAGACAUAUCAUUCUUUUAUUUCAAUGUGCUACCAGUUCUAAUGCAAAAGAAUUGUCGCAAUACAGUGGAUAUCUAAUACAAAGGGUAAAGAUAUAUACUUUAUUAAUAGAAUCGAUAAAAAAUAAAUUGACAAUAACUCAAAGGUUAUAAAAAAGUUGAAAGUAUUAGAGUCUUCAUUGUAAAUUGUAAAUGAACUGGCUGUUUUCUUUGACUUGUCAAAAUCAAGAAUUGAACAAUCAUUUGCAAUGUGUUGUAAUUCUCUAAAUCCAACAACAACAGAACAAAAACAACUAAUAAAAGAGUUCAUAGAUGAUGUUCAGAUGACAGAAAUUUACCACAAUUACAAUUUAUAUUAUGAUAAUCAAAUCCUAAUUUCCACAAAAUUUUGUUUUUGA